Molecule: messenger RNA, 1130 nt
Organism: Amoebophrya sp. A25
Lineage: Eukaryota; Dinophyceae; Syndiniales; Amoebophryaceae
Source: the annotation of a GenBank genome assembly
UAUUAAUCCUCGGUUCCUCUGAGUUCCUCUGAAAAGACGCUUUACUUUUUCUAAGGUCUCACAAAAAGGCGUCUAUGAUUCCAAAAAAGAUAUUGCUCAGCUUUUCCCCAUUACCCUUUGAAAGGAUAAUAGACUUGCAACACUUCUUCUUCGUGAAAAUUCAUUGAUGACGGGCAAGAACCCUGAGACUCGAUGGCGCAGAGAAGCAUGAUUGAUAAACUACUGAAUACUUGACUCUCGACAAUAUGUUACAACAAAUACAAUCCACUUCAUUCUUGGAGGAUGUUGCCAGUGGUCUGCCACGUUCGUUCAAAGACGUGCUGGCUCACGUGGAUGAGGCGACGAAGCAGAUUGCUGGUGGUCUCGAUGAGAAAGCACCGAUUCACAGUGACGUCGCGUUAUCCUGGCCCAAGGUGACGCCUUCUAUAGGGACGAUGCCUGUGGGCGAACCAAUGGGUUUGCUGUCGGCACAUCAAGGUGGAAAUUUUGAACAUGGACCACAUUCCGAUGCCACGUCAACUUCUAGCUCUGCAGCAGAUCCAUCUUCUUCAACUAAAUCCAUACCCACUUACGGUGCCCCAUCUAGAGACGUUGCGUUACGGAAUCCGAUUCCCGAAGUGGAGAUGGCAGAGGGACUGAUUUCACGCAUCAAAACUCUAGCAGAGCGCGCUAGCGAAACCAUGCAGCAACAGCUAGAAGCCUUUGGAUCCAUGAGGGCUACUUUAGUUAUGCGCUGGUAGACGAGGUUUUUUGAAUUUAGCUAUCUGUGGGGUUACUUUUUUUAUGUGAUAUAUGACGUUUUUGUUGAAAGAAAAUUUUACUCUACAACAUACCAAAGACUGACGCCGUAGUUCUAAUCCAAAGGGGCAUGCUGCAAAGAAUGCAGACGGUGGCGGAACCGGUCCAGGAGGGUUGGCGGAUAAGGCAGCUGCCCUUGCGGAGUUUAGCCGCGAAAGAGACCUGAUAGAAUACAUAGAUGAUGAUGCACUGGUGGUGAAAAAAGAACUCUGAAGAUUGUUACUGUAAGAAAGGAUGAUGCAUGUGUUGUAACUGUCAGAAAGGAACUCUGAAGAUAUGUAUGAUGAAUACUUGCUCUUCUUUUGUAAACAUUGUUCCAGCAAAGUAGAGAU